AUGGCCAUCCCGAGACGGAUUUUGCUGGUUGCGGUUGGGCUGGUGUGUUUUAUUGGCUUUUUCACAUUCCACCUGCAUACCCGCGAUACACUCUCAAACGCACGGCCUGAAUACUUGUCACCCAACAGGAUACCGACGCAUUCGCAGAAAACUGGGCAGCUGGACCCAGAAGCCCACAAGCUGCCAUGGGCCGACUCGUUCAGCGCCCACUUCAAGGCCCUGACUGACGUCAAGAACAUCACCAUGGCCGAGGCGAAGGCGGGAUGUCACUGGCCGGCGGAUGAAGAUGUGAAUUUCCAAUACAAUGCAGAUGUGGGGUGGGUUGUCACGGACCGUCCCGACGAGGAAAUCAACGCGCGCCGCAAAGCUUGGCAAGAGUGGUGCUCAGGCGCCUGGCCAGGCUACAGUCCAAGAAUCCCCCUCGAGAUCCAUUACUGGGACAACGAGAUGACCGAAGCCACUCUGAAAGACCUCGCCGCCAUAUACCAGCCCAUGUCAUUCAACGACCUCUCCAAGCCCGACAACAUCAUCCAGGUGAAAAAGGACGGAGAGUACCUCAACUUUCAGCUCAAAACCGCCGCCCUCAUCAACUCCAAGUUCGCCGAACCCCUGCUCCUCGACUCGGACAACAUCCCCAUCCUCGACCCAGCAAGCCUCUACGAAUCCCGCGUCUACCAAGAAUACCGCACCGUAUUCUGGCCCGACAUCGCGCGCUCGUGGCCGCAGAACCCGGCCUGGGCCAUCACCAACACCCCCUGCCGCAUGGACGAGUACGAGCAGGAGAGCGGGCAGAUGAUGGUGGACAAGCGGCGCUACUGGUACCACCUGCAGCUGGCCGCCUGGCUCAACAACGACCAGGGCCGCUACUACAACGAAUUCCUCCUCGGCGACAAGGACAUGUUCCGCUUCGCGUGGCACGCGCUCAAGACGGCGUACGGCCGCCCCAAGAAGUGGCUCACCAGCGUCGGCACCCUGAACGACGGCUCCUACUACUGCGGCCACUCCUUCGCCCAGCACCACCCGGACGACGGCCGCGUGGCGUUUUUGCAUGGCGGCUUGGUUAAGUGGACCGCGCCGGAAGUCAUGCGCUGGAAUAGGGAGGAGAUGGGCGGGUAUUUUCGCCAUUAUAAGCGCGCGCCGACGGAUGAGGAUCCCGCGCAGAUUGUGCAUGUCGGGAUCAAGUUUGACGAGGCAAAGUACAUGCCGGACCACACGGAGCCUUACAAGGUGGCCAUGUGUACCGAUAUGAGGGAUCUUGAGGCUGGGAAUUUGGACGACAUUCUCCCCGGAUGGGAGAAGGAAUACGAGGAGUUGGGCGGAUAUUGGAUGUUGGAGCAGGAAACGAAGUCGGUGGCUGAGUCUGAGAAAGCGGGCGCCCACGCGCACUAA
Chaetomium globosum CBS 148.51 is the source of this 1389-nucleotide messenger RNA. RefSeq lists its product as uncharacterized. The transcript has 2 exons. Gene Ontology annotation, molecular function: alpha-1,2-mannosyltransferase activity. Gene Ontology annotation, cellular component: Golgi apparatus. The coding region runs from base 1 to 1389 and encodes 462 amino acids. Gene Ontology annotation, biological process: mannan biosynthetic process. NCBI's taxonomy places the organism in Eukaryota, Fungi, Ascomycota, Sordariomycetes, Sordariales, Chaetomiaceae. The record is from RefSeq and is a predicted model, not a curated record.